Messenger RNA from Lacerta agilis (Sand lizard), 3377 nucleotides. It is a transcript of the gene DLL1, whose product is annotated as delta like canonical Notch ligand 1. The transcript has 11 exons. Gene Ontology annotation, molecular function: calcium ion binding. The record is from RefSeq and is a predicted model, not a curated record. Bases 527 to 2731 code for a protein of 734 amino acids. NCBI's taxonomy places the organism in Eukaryota, Metazoa, Chordata, Lepidosauria, Squamata, Lacertidae. Gene Ontology annotation, cellular component: membrane. Gene Ontology annotation, biological process: cell communication; multicellular organism development; Notch signaling pathway.
CACCAGCCCAAAGCAAAACCCCUCUUGCCCUCUUCGCCUGAAGCCACCAGGAAUUAUCUCCUUCUCGUCCCCGGAGGGAUUUCCAGAUCGUUGAUUAUUUUAAUCUGCUUUGGGGAGCCUUUUCUCCGCCUCUGGGAAUUAAGUGGCUCUUCUCUUCCUUUGGUGGGAGAAGAGGAGCGAAGCGCAACGAAGCCGCCCAGAACUGUCGCCGGGAAGAGGAAAAGCCGAGAGGAGGGUAAAAGUUGCGCCUCGAGCUUAAUUCAUCUUUAAAAACAAUCGCCUCCCAAAGAGCUGUCAGUCAUCCAAAGGGCGUAUCGAAAUCCGCAUCGACGGGAAAAGAGCUAGAGACUUGAAACUCACACAUCUCCCUUCUAAUUCCCCUCCGGCCGGGCUAGGGAGCGAGAGGUUUGUCGGGACCCAUCUUCUUGUCAAGACGCCCCUGUUGUUUUGCGGUUGCCUUUUCCCCAAGGGACGGCAAGGAAAGGAGCCCCAAUAUCUCCCCACGGGUAACUCACUCCCUCUCAGAAUGGGAGGUCAGUCCACGCUGACUCUAGUGGUCUUUUGCGUGCUUCAGUUUCCCUGCCAGGUCUGGAGCUCCGGCGUGUUCGAGUUGAAGCUGCAGGAGUUCGUCAACAAGAAGGGGCUUCUGGGCAACCGCAACUGCUGCCGGGAGGGUUUCGGCGGCGCCGUUCCCAGGGGCGGCGCGGCGCCUGGGCUGCAGCAGUGCGACUGCAAGACCUUCUUCCGCGUCUGCCUCAAGCACUACCAAGCCAGCGUGUCCCCGGAGCCGCCUUGCACGUACGGCAGCUCCAUCACCCCGGUGCUCGGGGCGAACUCCUUCAGCGUGCCCGACAACGCCGCCAGCAGCGACCCUUCCUUCAGCAACCCCAUCCGCUUCCCCUUCGGCUUCACCUGGCCGGGCACUUUCUCUCUCAUCAUUGAAGCGCUGCACACAGACUCCCCUGAUGAUCUCAACACAGAGAAUCCAGAACGCCUCAUUAGCCGCCUGGCUACGCAGAGACAUUUGACUGUUGGCGAAGAAUGGUCCCAGGACCUGCACAGCAGCGGCCGCACUGACCUCAAGUAUUCCUACCGUUUUGUGUGCGAUGAGCACUACUACGGAGAGGGCUGUUCUGUCUUCUGCCGCCCCAGGGAUGAUGCCUUUGGCCACUUCACUUGUGGAGAGCGUGGGGAGAAGGUCUGCAAUCCUGGCUGGAAGGGGCAGUACUGCACUGACCCAAUUUGCUUGCCUGGAUGUGAUGAGCAGCAUGGAUUUUGCGACAAGCCUGGGGAAUGCAAAUGCCGAGUUGGUUGGCAGGGGCGUUACUGUGACGAAUGCAUCCGGUACCCAGGUUGCCUUCAUGGUACCUGCCAACAGCCUUGGCAGUGCAACUGUCAGGAAGGCUGGGGCGGUCUCUUCUGUAACCAGGAUCUCAAUUACUGUACUCACCACAAGCCUUGCAAGAAUGGUGCCACUUGUACUAACACUGGCCAAGGGAGCUACACCUGUUCUUGCCGUCCUGGCUACACUGGAGCCAACUGUGAGAUUGAAAUCAAUGAAUGUGAUGCCAAUCCUUGCAAGAAUGGAGGGAGCUGUACCGAUCUUGAGAACAGCUAUUCUUGUACCUGUCCACCUGGCUUCUAUGGUAAAAACUGUGAGCUGGGAGCAAUGACUUGUGCUGAUGGUCCGUGCUUCAAUGGAGGGCGAUGCACAGACAACCCGGAAGGUGGAUACAGCUGCCGUUGCCCAGUGGGUUACUCUGGAUUUAACUGUGAAAAGAAAAUUGACUAUUGCAGCUCCAGCCCCUGUGCUAAUGGAGCCCAGUGUGUUGAUCUGGGGAAUUCCUACAUAUGCCAAUGUCCGGCUGGCUUCACCGGAAGACACUGUGACGAUAAUGUGGACGAUUGUGCUUCCUUUCCUUGCUUGAAUGGCGGGACCUGUCAAGAUGGGGUUAAUGAUUAUUCUUGCACCUGCCCUCCGGGUUACAGCGGGAAGAACUGCAGCACUCCCGUCAGCAAGUGCGAACACAGCCCUUGCCACAACGGGGCUACUUGCCACGAGAGGAACAACCGCUACGUGUGCGAGUGCGCUCGUGGUUACGGGGGGCUGAACUGCCAGUUUUUGCUCCCCGAACAGCCUCCGGGGGCAGUGACGGUUGACAUCACCGAGAAGUACACCGAGGGGCAGAGUUCGCAGUUCCCUUGGAUUGCAGUAUGCGCCGGGAUUAUCCUGGUCCUGAUGUUGCUGCUCGGCUGCGCCACUGUGGUUGUCUGCUUCCGGCUCAAAAUGCAGAAGAGGCAACAGCCGCCUGACCCGUGCAGAAGCGAGACGGAGACCAUGAACAACCUGGCCAAUUGCCAGCGAGAGAAGGACAUUUCCAUCAGCAUCAUUGGCGCCACCCAGAUCAAGAACACCAACAAGAAAGUGGACUUCCACAGCGAUAACGCGGACAAAAACGGCUACAAAGCCCGGUACCCAUCAGUGGAUUACAAUUUGGUGCAUGAACUCAAGAACGAGGACUCUGUUAAAGAGGAACACAGCAAAUGUGAAGCUAAGUGCGACACAUACGACUCCGAGGCAGUGGAGAAAGGCGCAGUACAACUAAAGAGUGAACUGUCUGAAAGGAAACGGCCAGAAUCGGUAUACUCCACUUCGAAAGACACAAAGUACCAGUCGGUGUAUGUCAUAUCGGAAGAAAAAGAUGAAUGCAUCAUAGCAACGGAGGUGUAAAGGAAAGGCGAUAUGGCAAGAUUGUUGUUUUGGAACAAUUUUCAAAGGUGAUAUGCCCCAAUGAAUGCUGCUGAACAAGAAAGGGAGAGAGAUUCCUUCACUGACUGCUGCUGAGAAACUAAAUUCAGGCUGAGCUGGUUCUCUACUGAAGUUAGCAAAAGUGACUGCAAAUAAUACAUGGUGGACACUAGGCCAGGGUCUGUGUUCAAAGAUACCUGUUGCACUGCCUUUUAUGACUAUUUAUCAUUGCACUAUGGUCAGUUGCUUUUUUUUCUAUAUAUAUUUAAGUGAACGGACUUAAUUCCUACAUAAGAAGCAUGCACUGCCUGAAGUGUAUAUUUUGGAUUCUUAUGAGCCAGUCGUUUCUUGAAUUAGAGAUACAAACACUGCCUUUAUUGUCCUUUUUAUACUAAAAUGUGUUUUUACUAGGUGGGGGGAAAGUGUGUUAUUUUUUUUAAACUGUAAAAAAAUUAUUUUCAGGAUAUUUGUAAAGCUUGAGUAUUUUGUGACGUUUCUUUUUUAUAAUUUAAUUUUUUGGUAAAUAUGUACAAAGGCACUUCGGGUCUAUGUGACUAUAUUUUUUGUAUAUAAUGUAUUUAUGGAAUAUUGUGCAAAAUGUUAUUUGAGGUUUUUUUUUACUGUUUUU